Drosophila pseudoobscura is the source of this 3483-nucleotide messenger RNA. RefSeq lists its product as uncharacterized. The coding region runs from base 213 to 1601 and encodes 462 amino acids. NCBI's taxonomy places the organism in Eukaryota, Metazoa, Arthropoda, Insecta, Diptera, Drosophilidae. The transcript has 3 exons. The record is from RefSeq and is a predicted model, not a curated record.
CGAAAAUCCUCUAGCUGAACCCUCCACGAGGGUGCCGGCUGGACAAUGGACAUUGCAUUAUUCCGAGACAAUGCAGUGUCUAGCUAAGGCAAUGGGCUAGCGUCUGGAACUGAGCCAGGGCCAUGGCUAGAGGUGCCUGGCGGUCAGGCAUAAAACGCUAGGGGGUGGUCCCCCCGAAAAACAUCAACCACGUAUGGACCUUCGGGCCAACUAUGGAGGGAGAUAAUGAGCAAGCACGGGUUGGGAUGUCAACCCAAACGUCGGUGGAAAGCGUGACUGCUACCACCGGCGGGCACGGGGAGGAACAAUCCUCUCUGCGUGUCGCCAGCGGUCACACCUCGGACAUGGCGGGAGCAGGCCAUGUCAGUUGUAAUACUACUGCUACAAAAACGACGCAUUGCAGGAUAAGCCGCACGGGUGCCUCUGUCGAUACAGACUCGGACCUGGAGAGCGUGCUAUCCAUUAGCAAGACUGAAGAAGAAAGGCUUCUCCGCUCGCCGGAACCAGGUACCAGCUCCCUGCGUAGGGAGGGGCCGAAGCGUUCCAGGGAGGGGAUGAAGGCAAAGGCACAGUAUAAGGCGGCCCUCAAGUUACAUGGCCGGCUCCAAGGCAAGUCGGAUAUCUCCCAAGAGGAGAAAUCCAAGCUAGCCUGGGCGGAGCAACGAGUACAGAAGGGCCGCAAACACUACGCGCAGCUGCCCCAGAUGCAGGCGGCGAAUGGUGAAUUCGCAAACAAGGUGGAGGAGAUGUUGGCUACCAAGAGGCAACGCUCGAUCGAGAGUGCUACCAAAGACACGCCGGCGAGCAAGCGGCGACGCGGGCCCAAGGUGGCCACCCCACAGCCAAAGACGAGGAAGCAGAAGGCCAUGAGCGAGGUGUCCAAGAGACACCUUAUUGUGGCAUUGAUUGACCGCAGUGUCGAGAAUGGAAAGAUGACGGCGGUGCAGUGGAAGCUAGUCCACGCGCAGCUUGUCGAAUCGCUCUUCUCGCGAAUGGAGGAUGACCCCAGCGCUCCCAUGCCCACCUUCGAUGGAGCGGGAUGGCUGAACGGUGUCAAGAUCCUCAAAUGCAACGACGACCCCACGCGGCAAUGGCUGGUUCAGAAGGUGCCCCAAUUGGAAGCUCUGUGGGAGGGGGCCAAGUUGGAGGUGGUAAACAGGGAGCUGAUCCCAUCUGUUCCAAAGGCGAAGGUGCUCUUCCCCAUUGCUGUCCAAGGAGAGCGAGCGCUGAAGCUGCUGCAGAGGCAGAACCAAGACGUGCCAACGGCAGACUGGACAGUUCUGCAUGCUGCUAACCCAUUACCCAAUGAGGGGGGCCAGCAUGUAAUCCUCCAGAUCAGCAAAGAGGCAGAGGACCUGCUGUAUCCCAAGUUCGGGAAAAUGGCGUGGGGCGUGGGUACUGUAUACCUGCGUCUUAAAAAGCGCCACCCCGAAGACAAAGAUGUGCACACCCUGCAAGCAGGCGAGGUCGAGAAAGACCUAGGUCUGGAGACCAUAGUGGCGGCCGCCCAGUGUCUUGCACUGGACGACUCGGAGGAAGAGGAGGACGAUGACCUGACAAUUAUAGACAGCACGUCGUGUGAGGGUGAGGGUGUGAGUUAGCCACCCAUGACACUAAGGGUGCUGCAGCUCAACCUUCCUAAGGCAAACUAGCAUCGGCGGAGCUCCCCAUUGCCAUGGAGCAAGGGCCCGCUGACAUAACUUUAGCCCGACUUAAGUCCUCAAAUUACAACCUACUCUACUCAACAUCGUACGGAUGACCUGACGGUAGUGAUGCUGGAGAGUAAGGAAAAGCGCCUUCUGGCCUCUUCCUGCUACAUGGCACACGACAGGCUUGCAUCACCGGACUGGUGACAGAAACCUGUAAAACUAGGCCGUAACAAAAUUCGAGCUUAAGAUCUGGUGAGCUUUGAUAAAGCUUAUCAACAUAUGUUUUGCGAUCAAGUGGCAACACUUUAAUAUGCAAUGUUUCUGCUUUGCAGCAUAUUUUAUUAAAUAUUGCUGUGCCUGCAUUUGGUAUAACAGAAAAAGACCAUAGAAUGUGUGAAAACCACGUGGGUUGCAGUACUUAAUAGUCCCAGCCUCUUCCUUUUUCUCCUCGUGGCCGUCAUCGUGACCGGUAGUGAAAAUAUAUACGCUUAAGGCAGCCUCAGUGUCCAUUCCAAGGUCAAGCCAAAGUCAAAGAUUCCUACCAGGGCAAAGUGUUACCUCCACACCGUGGACGGAGAAAAUAUAUAUCGCCAAUACGUUGGCAGCCGUUUGACCGUCUGGAAAACGAGCGCCCCAGUGUGGUAAAAUUUUAUCUCAAAUAGUGGUGCAGUUCUGUUGAGGAUUAGCACGACUAGUACCUACGUACUGAAAAGCUGGUCGAGUUGCAGAUUGGGUAUUCCCGGAGACCUCUAUUGGUCACUUGCCCGUACCACCGUACCACCGGUUGAACCCCACCGUUCGACACUCGGAUGAGGCGGUAGCCGGUGUGAUCUGUACUCUUCACCUGGAUAAGUUCGACCCAUGGGGAUGAGCUGAGUGACUCUUCAAAUACACCAGUCGCCCCACGAUCGAUCCAUAUGUGCCAGCGUACAUAACCUCACGCAGUAGAUGGACCGCGUUCAUUGACCCCUGGCCUCGGUAGCAGCAGAUGUGACCUGCGGCUGGUACAAUCUUGUCCCACCUGCAGACCUCGAGUAGGAACUCGGUCUCCAGCCGGGAAGCAUCGAACCCGCCUCGGAUUUAGUUUUACGUUAUAUCAUUCUUUCGAAAUUAGACCCGAUAUGCGAAACCCUGUUAUAUAACCCUGUUUCGGUAUAAACGAAAUGGAAAUCCCUGUCCAGGGUCUAAGUCGGACAUGCAACAAAGGAGUAGUGUAUUAAUACCGAUUAUUCUUACAGUUUUUGAUUUUGGUUGCCCCGCAUUCAUCUCAUCAUCUAUGCAGCUAAUCAUCACAAUCACACACAUCAUCAUACUCAUCCACCCAUCAAAUCACCUCAUCCAACAUACAACGAAAGAUCUUUCUGCGUGGCAGCCAAAAUUAUUAUUCGUCCCCUAAGUGAUUAUCAUGAAACAAGUAAGCCAUAUGAUAAACAUGACUGUGCGGUAACUAUUCGUUGGUCUUCAACCGUGAUCAUGGUCUUAUACACGUAUUACUCAUGCUCUUGGUCGACUCUCCAUAUACCUGGUUUUUGCCUGGUUUCGCACGGACCAAGUUAAAUUAAUGAAGUUUAAAGUUUUAGUGUUCCUAUAAUGAACACGUAAUGUAGUUCUUGCACAUAUCUAUACAUACUCAUAACCAUUUUUAUAUAUUUAUUCAUCAUUAUACCCUACCUCUCCCAUAUGAUUCUCUUUCCCCCCGCAUAUUCUCUAUAGUAAUACCCUGUAAAUGAAAGAAAAUUUCGAAUAUCAUGGUUAUAUUAGGGUAUACGUUCUAUGUUAGGUUAGGUUUAAUAAGAAAGUAGAUGAAUAUUCAUGGAUUGCUUAAAUAAAAUUU